Messenger RNA from Oncorhynchus masou masou (cherry salmon), 3541 nucleotides. RefSeq lists its product as uncharacterized. The coding region runs from base 163 to 3432 and encodes 1089 amino acids. NCBI's taxonomy places the organism in Eukaryota, Metazoa, Chordata, Actinopteri, Salmoniformes, Salmonidae. Gene Ontology annotation, biological process: regulation of transcription by RNA polymerase II. The transcript is spliced from 4 exons. The record is from RefSeq and is a predicted model, not a curated record. Gene Ontology annotation, molecular function: RNA polymerase II cis-regulatory region sequence-specific DNA binding; DNA-binding transcription factor activity, RNA polymerase II-specific; protein dimerization activity.
AGCGCAUAUCUCGUUCUGUUAAAACAGGGCACACAACAACAGCAGCGGGCAACUUUCAAAAUCAAGUGUGAAGCCUUCCAUGUCUGAACCCAAGUCCACAGAGUCCCCAGGUUCUGGCUGUAGUGUUCCAGCCCAGAGAACCUCAAAGCAGGGUCCCCAGAGAUGGUCUCAGUGAAGCUGGAGGACUGCAGUCAAACACUGGAACUUAAUGUGAUUGUCAAAGAGGAAUGGGAGGAGAGAGAAGUCAAAGAGGAGGUGGAGAACAGGGAAGUGUCUGCUCCAGACCUAGAGGAGGAGGUAGCCGUAGAUAGUAUCACUGACCCAGGAGAGAUCUCCAACCCAGGUUCAGACAGUGAGCCCAGUUCCACAGCAUCAGGAAACCAUAAACACAGACAGAGGAACUCAAGACAGAAACAUCACCACUGCAUGGACUGCUUCACUUGUUUCUAUGAUCCAGAGGAGUUGAGAAGGCACACUUGUAGGCCCCGCCCCUGCUCAGAUUGCAGAGACAGUUUUAUUUGUCCAACUCACCUCAAAUCACACCAACAGACUCUCAAAACAAAGAAGCCUUACAGGUGUGGUCAAUGUGGCAAGAGAUUUCAGACCCCAAGCAUAUUGAAGACACACCAGCUUACUCACACAGGAAAGAAGCCUUUCCACUGCUCCCAGUGUGGGAAGACUUUCGAUUCGUCAUUACAUUUGAAGAGACACCAUAAAAUACACACAGGAGAGAAGCCUUUCCAUUGCGCCAAAUGUGGGAAGAGUUUCAGUGAUGAAGGAAAUCGUAAUAAACAUCAGAGAAUACACACAGGAGAGAAGCCUCAUCAAUGCUCUGAAUGCAGGAAGAGUUUCAAUCAGUUAUCACAUUUAAAGGCACACCAACAAACUCACACAGGAGACAAUCUUUUUCACUGUUCUCCGUGUGGGAAGGGUUUCAGUCUGUCAUCUAAUCUGAAGAGGCACCAGCUAAUGCACAACGAGAAGCCUUACCACUGCUCUCAUUGUAGGAACAGUUUUAAGUUGGAAGGAUGCCUUCAGAGUCAUCAGAGAAUACAAAGUGGAGAGAAGCCCCACUGUUCCCAAUGCGGUAAAAUCUUCAAUCAAGCAGGAGACCUAAAGACACAUCAGAGAGUACACAGUGGCGAGAAGCCCUACCACUGCUCCCAAUGUGGGAAGUGCUUUAGUCGGGCAGGACGGUUAAAUGAACACCAGAAAUAUCACACCGGAGAGAAGCCAUACCGCUGUGAUCAGUAUGGGAAGAGUUUCCAUCAGGUGGCAGAGAAAAGCAGAGCACCAGUGUGGGACCAUUACAUUGAAUUGGCACCAGGGAAAGCAAGGUGUCUUAUUUGUGAUAAAGAUAUAAGCAUGGGGUCAGCAAUGGCUAAAUCCAAAAAUACCACUAACCUGUGGAAUCACCUUAAGAACAUCCACCCAAACGCCCAUAAGGAAGCAAUGAUGAAAAAAGCAAACGCAAAUUCUUCACAAGGAAAAAGUGAUUCAGACACAUCACAGGCUACACUCUUGCAACUUUUUCAUAAACAAGCAAAAUGGCAGGACAAAGACGCAAAAUGGCAGGACAAAGACUCAAAAUGGCAGGACAAAGACUCAAAAUGGCAGGACAAAGACUCAAAAUGGCAGGACAAAGACUCAAAAUGGCAGGACAAAGACUCAAAAUGGCAGGACAAAGACUCAAAAUGGCAGGACAAAGACUCAAAAUGGCAGGACAAAGACCCAAAAUGGCAGGACAAAGACCCAAAAUGGCAGGACAAAGACCCAAAAUGGCAGGACAAAGACCCAAAAUGGCAGGACAAAGACCCAAAAUGGCAGGACAAAGAUCCAAAAUGGCAGGACAUAGACCCAAGGGCCAAGAAGAUGGAUGAAGCAAUUAUUGAGAUGAUUGCCACUGACAACCAGCCAUUCACUUUGGUGUCUGACGUUGGUUUUCAGCGGCUGAUUACUCUUGCUGAACCCCUGUACAGGAUCAAAGAUGAAACAUUCUUUGGCACAGAAAUGCUAGAUAAAACACAUGAAAGAGUUGUGAUGAAAGUGAAGAAUCUGGUGGCACCAGGGAACGCUCCACACAUGGCAUUCACAACGGACUGCUGGUCAGGCACUACAGAGUCCCUGGUGAGCCUUACUGGACAUUUCAUUGACGAUGUCUGGACAAGAAAGCAGGUUGUGCUGAAUGUCAAGACUAUGACUGGAUCACAUGCAGGAAACGACAUCAGAGAGAUGUUUUUGACCACGUUGGAAUACUGGGAAAUCCACACAGAACGUGUAGUGCUGGUCCUCAGGGACAGUGGGCCAAACAUGGUGAAAGGUGUGAGACUGGCAGAGCCUCCAGACUUCAGCUGCAGUGCACACACCCUACAGCUUGUAAUCAACGACGGCCUAUCCUGUCAGAGAGCUGUGCUAAACAUUAUUGCCAUGCUGGAGAGCUGUGCAACUCACUUUGACCACUCUGUACUGGCCAAACAGAGGCUGAGGGCCAUUCAGGAAGAGCUUGGCCUUCCCAAACACAGCAUCAUCCAAGCAGUUCAAACUCGCUGGAUCUCAACACUACACAUGUUGCAGAGGAUGUUUGAACAGAAGCGUGCACUGAAUGCGUAUGCAGGUGAAUACGGACACAUCAGCGGUCUGUCUGCUGCACAGUGGGACAUGGUCUCUAACCUAAUUGAGACUCUGGCACCUAUGGAGGAGGUGACCGUGGAGAUGAGCCACUCCAACUCGACAGCAGCAUGCAUCAUCCCCAGUGUGUCGGUGCUGAAGCUGAUGCUGCAGCAGGAGGGUUCUUCUACUCAAGGCAUCAACACUUUACGGAAGACCAUGUUGGACAGUCUGACAAGGAGGUUCUCCAAGGCUGAGGAGACAAAGUGCCUGGUGCUGGCAACUGUCCUGGAUCCACGUUACAAGAGUUAUGCCUUCAGCUCAGGGACAACACCAGAGAAAGCAACAGAGUGGCUGAAGGAGGAGUCUGAGCUACUAAGGAAACCAAAUCCCAGAGCCACAGCAGAAAGGACAAGUGAAGAGGAGGACACAGAUCCAGGUGCAAAACGGCAAAGAGUCCAGGUAGAUCAGCCACCCAGUCUGGUGGACAGCCUCUACGCUAGAAUCCUUGGUAGCCAACAGGGCAGGGCUGGAGUCCAGGGCAGUUUUGACAUUGAGUUGGAGCGUUACCUCACAGAGCCUGUCAUUGACAGAAAGAGCGGCUUGCCUCUGGAGUGGUGGAAGCAGAACGAGUUCAGAUUUCAAUCACUUGCUCCACUGGCGAAGAAGUUUCUCUGUCCUCCACCUUCUUCGGUCCCAAGCGAGAGAGUGUUCAGUGAGGUGGAAAUCAUUUAUGAUAAGUGGAGGAGCAGACUGACAGGGGACCAGGCAGACAAGCUCUGCUUUCUGCACUACAACCUAAAACUUCUUAACUGGGAUUAUUGAAGACCCGUGAAAGCUGAUGGUUCCUUUUAACAGGUGGUUCUCAUGUUAUUUGAGACUAGAUUGAUUUGAUGUAUUCAGUUAAAAUUAAAAGUGUACAUUGUUUAUUCAG